Molecule: messenger RNA, 946 nt
Organism: Chelmon rostratus (copperband butterflyfish)
Lineage: Eukaryota; Metazoa; Chordata; Actinopteri; Chaetodontiformes; Chaetodontidae
Gene: mrpl48
Product: mitochondrial ribosomal protein L48
Exons: 8
Coding region: 135-767 (210 amino acids)
Cellular component (GO): mitochondrial ribosome
Source: RefSeq, a predicted model, not a curated record
GUGUCACUCUGCGGUGCUCAAUGCAUGUGUUCUUAAUGUUUGUUAUUCUCGUUACAUGUAGCUGACCCGCCGAAUCACACCUUAACGCCGAGUGUGUGUUUUCUGUUGACCACAGAAAAAAAAGAGCCUGAGCCAUGAAUCCUGUCUUUCGAAAGUUGCAGGCGGCGGUCACACAGCAGGCAUUAGUGUUAAAUCAAGCCCUGACAUUAUGCCGGGCCACUGCAUCCAUCCAGCAUCCUGUUUGGGCUUCUGUAAAUGAAAGACAGUACAGAAGCAUGCCAACCCACGGGAUUGGGAGGUGGAAAUAUCUUUUACCUAAAGAAGCGCCAAAGAGAAGGAGAGACAGACACCAGAUGAAACCGAUCAUCCCAGCGAGCAACACGGCGUACGGGACUCUGAAUGUGAAGGCGUCGGGUUAUGACAUGACAGUGGUGGAGCACUACACCCAGCACAUCCACAACCUCUGCAACCGGCUGGGCAUCAACGUGCAAGAAAGCUAUGCUCUGCCAACCAAGGCCACAGAGGUCAUGCUAAUGCAAGAGAAAGGCACCAAGAUGUAUGUUGAUUCCAUCCUCAAGACUCAUGAGCGGGUCAUCCAGCUGAGCAACCUGAGCACCGCGUUGUGUCCCGUUUUCAUGGAAGUUCUUCUAAGCAAUCAACCAGAGGGAGUUCAGCUGUCUCUGAGCGAGCACACUGAAGCCGAUUACCACGCUCGGUUCAAGGCCCGCCCAGAGGUGGAGGAGAUCAUGGCUCAGAUUAACCAGUAGGACCACGUGGACCAUAGACGUUAAACCUCGCCAGCUAGGAAUACCUGUUUGAUUCUGUGUAUUUAUUCCUUGGCAUUCCUUGACUGAAUGCUGUCAAAGGUGAUCAUUUGCAUUAAAAUAACUGUACACAUUCAUAUUUGACGAGCUCUGGAAAAUAAAACCCUGCUUGUUGUUUCCAA